CUCCCUGGACCGCGGAAGUAAGAAGACCAUGCGUGUUGUAUGGGAAAUUUGUCGAAUUGUGUACAACAUUGGCGUAUUAAAGGGGAAACGUAUCGCUUAAACGCCGCCAGCCAGCGAUCAUGAAGAUCAAGCGACAGAAACAAGCCAAGAAAACAUUAUCCUUUUACAAAUACAAUUUUAACUUCAGGGAACCCCAUCAGAUUCUUAUUGAUGGAACUUUCUGUCAAGCGGCAUUGAAGAACAAGAUUCAAAUCAAGGAGCAAAUGCCGAAGUAUCUUAUGGGCGAGGUACAGCUUUGCACCACGAACUGCGCUCUAAAAGAACUGGACACACUGGGAAAAGAGCUCUACGGGGCCAAAAUCAUUUUGCAGCGGUAUCAAGUGAGGAAAUGUCAGCAUUUCAAGAACCCCGUUCCUGCCUCGCAGUGUCUGCUUUCUAUGCUGGAGGACACAAACCCGCAUCACUACUUUGUUGCCACGCAGGACUUCAAGCUGACAACAGGUCUUAAGAAGAUCCCAGGCGUACCUCUGCUAUACAUCAUCCUCAACACGAUGGUGCUGGAAAAACCCAGCCAGUCGUCGCUCGACCAGGUCCAGGCCGUCCACCUGGGCGAGCUCAUCAGCCCGGCAGAGCAGCAGAGACUCUGCAGCAUGAAAGAGGAUCAGGGCAUCGCCCAGAAAGGCGGGGAGAGACGGGGAAAGAAGAGGAAGCGGAAACAGCACAAUCCAAACCCCCUCAGCUGCCUCAAGAAGAAGAAGAAGAAGAAAAGCGGGCCGACACCGCCGCUUAAAAAAACUGAGCAAGCUCACAAGAGGACUCGGAGCAGACAUAAGAAAGGUGCAACACCAGGAGAAGAUCAUGUUUCCACUUCCUCGGUUCAAAAGCCAUCAAAUCUACUCGAGUGAAUACGUUCAAAAGCUGUUUUCGUCUUUGACAGAAUUUUCGACAGUAAAGUAUGUGAACUUAAA
Molecule: messenger RNA, 968 nt
Organism: Phycodurus eques (leafy seadragon)
Lineage: Eukaryota; Metazoa; Chordata; Actinopteri; Syngnathiformes; Syngnathidae
Gene: utp23
Product: UTP23 small subunit processome component
Exons: 4
Coding region: 120-905 (261 amino acids)
Cellular component (GO): small-subunit processome; nucleolus
Molecular function (GO): small ribosomal subunit rRNA binding
Source: RefSeq, a predicted model, not a curated record